Messenger RNA from Penicillium vulpinum, 660 nucleotides. Its product is annotated as Hemopexin/matrixin. NCBI's taxonomy places the organism in Eukaryota, Fungi, Ascomycota, Eurotiomycetes, Eurotiales, Aspergillaceae. The record is from RefSeq and is a predicted model, not a curated record. Bases 1 to 660 code for a protein of 219 amino acids. The transcript has a single exon.
AUGGUUGACGCCGCCUGUCGCAUCGCCGGAAAAGAAGAGCUCUACGUCUUCUCCGGCCGGCACUACGGCCGCGUCAGAUUCAGCAAAGGAGGCCCCGAGCACAGUCUCGCCGCCGGCCCAACCCUACUAAGCAAGGGCUGGAACACUCUUCCCAAGAUGGGCUUCGGCACCGUGGACACCCUUGUACCUGUGCCUGGCCACGAAAACCAACUGUACGUUUUCUUCGGCGGCCGCUACGCCCGCAUCAAACUUGAAAACUACGACGACAGCUUCGUCAACGACGGCGCGCGGCCCAUUACCGCUGGAUGGAAGUCUCUUGCGCAGGCGGGCUUCGACGCCGUCGAUGCCGCAAUGCUCACCCCCGGAACAAAGAAUGAGAUGUACUUCUUCCGCGGCUUGAACUAUGUUCGCCUCGAUAAUGGUACGGACAAGCUUGUUAAUAAGGUCGCGCCUAUUGCGCAGGGCUGGCCGAGUCUUGUCCAGGCUGGCUUUGAUUGUGUUGAUGCCAUUGUGCCGAGCCCUAGUGGUCAGGAUCUGUACUAUGUCUUCCGUGGUGAUCAGUUUGCCGUUAUUAAGGUUGAUAGCUCCAGGGCUGAUACGCUUGUUUCGCCGCCGAAGCCUAUUAGCGCCGUGUGGAAGGCUUUGGAGGGAUGGGUUUAG